Molecule: messenger RNA, 492 nt
Organism: Argentina anserina (silverweed cinquefoil)
Lineage: Eukaryota; Viridiplantae; Streptophyta; Magnoliopsida; Rosales; Rosaceae
Product: histone H4
Exons: 1
Coding region: 44-355 (103 amino acids)
Biological process (GO): nucleosome assembly
Cellular component (GO): nucleosome
Molecular function (GO): DNA binding; structural constituent of chromatin; protein heterodimerization activity
Source: RefSeq, a predicted model, not a curated record
AUCUCUGAAUUUGAAUUGCAUACCAAAUCUCGCCCAGAAAAAAAUGUCAGGAAGAGGAAAAGGAGGGAAGGGUUUGGGGAAAGGAGGAGCGAAGAGGCACAGGAAGGUGCUGAGGGACAACAUCCAGGGCAUCACCAAGCCGGCGAUUCGGAGGCUGGCUCGCCGUGGAGGAGUCAAGCGCAUCAGUGGGCUUAUCUAUGAAGAAACCAGAGGGGUUCUCAAGAUUUUCUUGGAGAAUGUGAUUCGUGAUGCUGUGACUUACACUGAGCACGCUAGGAGGAAGACUGUGACUGCUAUGGAUGUGGUGUAUGCUCUCAAGAGGCAGGGCCGAACCCUCUAUGGUUUCGGUGGUUAGAUUUCGAAUGUGUAGGAUCAAUCUCUGUGUGGGGAAUAUUGUAUGCAUUUGUUAAGUGGCUUAGUAAGUUUGAAUUUGUAAUCAUAUGAUUGUUUGAACUUUUGAUGGAUGAAUGCAUUACCUGAUUAGAUUGUUAA